Messenger RNA from Amborella trichopoda, 1060 nucleotides. RefSeq names its product Rhodanese/Cell cycle control phosphatase superfamily protein. The record is from RefSeq and is a predicted model, not a curated record. Lineage: Eukaryota; Viridiplantae; Streptophyta; Magnoliopsida; Amborellales; Amborellaceae. Gene Ontology annotation, cellular component: chloroplast.
AGAUGACGAUCAAAUAAAAUCCAUGAUGAUACCGACCCAAAUUGAACGGGAACCACAUAUUCAGAUUCUGUUUCACCAGAAGCCAAACUAAUGGACUUCGAUCCCCUUCUCCAACUAAAAAAAAAUCCAGGGAUAUUAUUACUUAUGCACAAGGCCACAUUUCUCUCUCUCUUCAUCUGCUCAGUGCUCCAGGGAUAUCUAUCUGUGUAUUGAUGAUGGCCAUUGCGGCUUCUACAUUGCCACAUUCGUAUUCAGCUGCUUUUCCAUAUUCAUUCACCCACUCUAAAAAUCCCAAUUUCCAACCCCCAACAGUGUUGGGGAUUUGCUCUAAAGGCCCAAGAUCUUAUUGCCCAUUAUUCAGGCCUAUAAUCAUUAAAAACGCAGCAACAAAGCCAGCAAAAUCUCCAGCUGAAGAAGACUGGAAGGUCAAGCGUGAAUACCUUCUCAAGAAAAGGGUCCGAAGUGUGGAUGUGAAGGAAGCGUUGCGCCUUCAACAAGAAAACGGCUUUGUGAUUCUAGAUGUGCGUCCUUCUGCAGAAUUCAAAGAGGCUCACCCACCAGGGGCUAUCAAUGUGCAAAUUUAUAGACUAAUAAAAGAGUGGACGGCAUGGGAUAUUGCUAGGCGUGCUGCGUUUGCAUUCUUUGGGAUAUUCUCUGGUACAGAAGAAAAUCCUGAUUUUAUUCAAGAUGUGGAGUCGAAAUUGGAUAAAAGUGCAAAAAUUAUAGUGGCAUGUCAAUUUGGUGGAACCAUGAGGCCUUCUCAAAAUCUUCCAGAAGGCCAACAAUCAAGGUCUCUCAUAGCUGCUUACUUGUUGGUCCUGAAUGGAUAUGCCAAUGUAUUUCACCUUGAUGGUGGACUCUAUACAUGGUUUAAGGAGGCCCUACCCGUGGCCAGUGAAGAAUAAAAUUCUUUUUAUUUCCUUAUAAAAUUUUGCCACUUUUUGAGUGUAGAUUGUGUCCUAACCUUCACCAACCUACUGUACAGUAACUUUUUCAUGAGUUGUGGACCAAAAAACUGCAGAUUUUUUUAUAUUAGAUGACGGCUAUUUCUGUAACGCAA